CCCUGCUCGCCAGCGAAACGAUGGCGAUAUCUGUAUAUUCGAUCAUUCAGAUUUUCUCGCUGCUGCUGUAAGUAUGUCAAGUUUCAAGGACAAAGUUGUAAUAGUUACUGGCGCUAGUUCUGGCAUUGGAGCAGCCACAGCGGUGCAUUUGGCCAGUCUAGGAGGAUUGCUCACAAUUGUAGGUCGAAAUGUGGACAAGUUACAGGAGACAGCCGACAAUAUUGUGGCUGCCGGUGGAGCUCCAGCUUUGUUGGUCCAAGCGGAUAUGAACAACGAGUCGGAUGUUGAGGAAAUUGUUAAGGAGACACUAAAGAAGCAUGGUCGUGUUGAUGUGCUGGUUAACAAUGCUGGCAUAUUUGAGACAGGCACUAUAGAGAACACAUCUGUAGCUCAAUAUGAUCGUGUAAUGAACACAAACGUGCGAGCGCUUUAUCAACUGACUAUGUUGGCCACACCGGAACUCAUCAUGACAAAAGGCUGCAUUGUCAAUGUGUCCAGCGUCAAUGGUAUACGCUCUUUUCCUGGAGUGCUAGCCUACAAUGUAUCCAAGGCGGCUGUCGAUCAGUUUACACGCUGUGUAGCUUUAGAGCUUGCUCCAAAGGGUGUGCGCGUCAACUCUGUAAAUCCUGGUGUGAUCAUAACCGAUAUACACAAGCGCGGUGGCAUGGACGAGGCAACCUAUCAGAAGUUCCUGGAGCACUCAAGAACCACACAUGCCAUGGGUCGACCUGGCGAUGUUAAAGAGGUAGCUGCAGCUAUUGCUUUCCUGGCUAGCGAUGCGGCUAGUUUUACAACUGGCGUCAGUCUGGCCGUGGAUGGUGGCCGCCAUGCGAUGUGUCCUCGCUAAAAGGAAAUCUAAACAAAUAUUAGCUGGCAUUUACUAAAAGCAAUAAAUAAUAACAGAUGGUAUCGAAAAAACGCGCUCGUGAAAAGUUCCAUGU
Drosophila busckii is the source of this 941-nucleotide messenger RNA. RefSeq names its product 3-oxoacyl-[acyl-carrier-protein] reductase. Gene Ontology annotation, molecular function: oxidoreductase activity. The transcript has a single exon. Bases 74 to 847 code for a protein of 257 amino acids. NCBI's taxonomy places the organism in Eukaryota, Metazoa, Arthropoda, Insecta, Diptera, Drosophilidae. The record is from RefSeq and is a predicted model, not a curated record.